Messenger RNA from Notothenia coriiceps (black rockcod), 679 nucleotides. Its product is annotated as zinc transporter ZIP13-like. Bases 182 to 664 code for a protein of 160 amino acids. Lineage: Eukaryota; Metazoa; Chordata; Actinopteri; Perciformes; Nototheniidae. Gene Ontology annotation, cellular component: membrane. The transcript has 4 exons. Gene Ontology annotation, molecular function: zinc ion transmembrane transporter activity. Gene Ontology annotation, biological process: zinc ion transmembrane transport; intracellular zinc ion homeostasis. The record is from RefSeq and is a predicted model, not a curated record.
CCCUCCAGGAUCCUGACACGUGGCUGUUUUGGAGAGCCGUGGUGACUACUGCAGCUCGCGGAUCCUGCUCGGCAGAGUCAGCCUUCAUCACACCGGCCUGGGUGGCAGGGACACACUGGAGCACAGACUGCAGAAACCACAAGCAUUACUCGUUGCAAGUGCUUUCUGGACCGUGUGACGGAUGAAAGGUGUAAGCUGUAAGAAGCCCAGCUGGGCUGUAGCUGCUCUGUUUAUCCCAGUCACUCUGCUGGUGCUGACCUCCAGGGGGGCCUUAAGUAGCCACAAGAUGACACAAACAGCUAUGGCUCAGGCCACAGCCUCGGCUGCUGGACCGGGCCUCGGCCUGACAGACGGACUCCCAGGCUACCGUGAAAUAUCGAACUUCUUAUCCAGCGAACAGGCUCAUGUCUGGCUCCUGUCCCUCGUGGGCUCUGUUGCUGUCGGUCUCACUGGGAUUUUACCUCUUCUGGUGAUUCCCAUUGAAGCUGGAGCAGCCCUCAAAUCAGAAGCUGGUGGUCGGAAGCUGAAGCAGCUGUUGAGCUUUGCUAUUGGUGGUCUCCUUGGUGAUGUAUUCCUUCACCUCCUUCCUGAGGCGUGGGCGCUCCCUGGCUCUUCAGGGGCGGCUGGAGGCAAUUACUUCCAAUUUGGGGCAAACAACCACUAAAACUCAAGGAAAACU